Periconia digitata is the source of this 996-nucleotide messenger RNA. The record is from the annotation of a GenBank genome assembly. Lineage: Eukaryota; Fungi; Ascomycota; Dothideomycetes; Pleosporales; Periconiaceae.
CCCUUCUCCUGUUCCUCCUAUUCCUCGCCAUCAACCCGCAUUCCUUUCCUCAAACCAGUCACUUGUUGCUCCUACCAACUCCGUGAUAGCGUAGACGUAGCACCGCAGGAGCCAUCCAUCUUACAAAGCUUUGCGACCGCCCCCCAUCUCUCAAUCGCCAUGGUUGAGCUUCGUAAGCGCAAGACGCCCCCUCCCGCGCCAGUGCGCCCUACCAAGCAGAAGAAGACCGCGCCCAAGGGCAAAGUCGCCCAGGCAAAGGACGCCGUCGUCGAGAAAGUCGAGGCUGUCAAAGAAGCGGUGACGGGCAAGUCCAACGGCGACGCUGACACUUCCCCUGCCGCUUCGGGCGGUGUCCCCAAAGUCGGCGAUACCAUCACCCUCACCGACUUCGGCGGUGAAAUCGAGACCCACGAGGGCACCAAAACCACCCUCGCAAAGCUUGUUGAAGAAAGCAAAGCAGGCGUCGUUCUCUUCACGUAUCCCAAAGCUUCUACACCAGGAUGCACCAAACAAGCCUGUCUCUUCCGCGACUCGUAUGAGCCCCUCACCGCCGCAGGCCUCUCCAUCUACGGCCUGUCCAACGACUCCCCAAAAGCAAACACCACCUUCAAAACAAAGCAAAACCUCCAAUACCCGCUCCUGUGCGACCCAGCCCAGACCCUCAUCGCUGCAAUUGGCCUCAAGAAGGCGCCAAAGGGCACCACACGCGGCGUCUUCGUCGUCGAUAAGCAGGGCAAAGUUCUGGCCUCUGAACCCGGCAGUCCGGAUGGCACUGUCGCGGUCGUCAAGAAGAUUGUGGAUGGCGGGAGUUUGAGCGGCGAUGCUGCUGCUGCGGCGCCUGUUGAUAAGGAGGACAGCAAGGCUGUCGAGGCUGCCAAAACGGCUGAUGAGGUUGCCGAUACCGCUGCCAAAGUCGACAGCAAUGAGGUUUGAUUGAGCGGAUACUAUCUUUCUCCCGCUUCUCCGUCCUUGCUCCGUCUUGAUUCGUGGCGUGUU